CACAAGCUUCCACUGUGCGCUGGCAGGUUUUUCUCGCAAAGGUAUUGUUACAAUUUGGAACAAUCGUUAAAAAACUUGCACGUGUUUUCUGAUGAUCACUUGUUUCUUAUUGUCUAUUCAAACUAUAAAAGUCCAUAUGUGCUGUUGUAUGACUAUCAGUUGUUUUUCAUUCCGAAACUCGAAAUCAUCAAAGCAUCGAAACAUGUGGCCCAGGAAUUUCUUUGUGCUCCUUUUUGGAGCUGUGCUUUUAAUGACUAUAGCUAUGACUCAAGCUCAGCCAGAUGUUACUGUUGACCCAAUACUGCCUACAGAGCCAACACCGCCUACAGAGCCUACACCGCCUGCAGAGCCUACACCGCCUACAGAGCCUACAGAGCUUACAGAGCCAACACCGCCUACAGAGCCUACACCACCUACAGAGCCUACACCGCCUGCAGAGCCUACACCGCCUACUGAGCCUACAGAACCAACAGAGCCCACACCGCCUACACCGGAAACUACGACACCUGCACGGCGAACCAGGAGACCUACGCGCCCGACUAGGCGACCUACGCGCCCAACUAGGAGACCUGUAGCCUCCCAACUAAAUGACCUACGCCUUCAAUUAGGAGACCUACGUCAACAGCUAACACAGCUACGUCUCCAAAUAGGAGAUCUACUUCUCCAACUAGUUGAACAGACUACUGGGAGACCACGCUCAUAAGUGUGCUUCAAGCAAUCUCAACAGCCAAUCUAGGCAGCGUAAAAUUGUGAAAAAGCAAUUGAAUACUCAGCUUGUUAGAAAAUUCUGAAUUUAAUUAUUUUUUCGCCUUGGAUUGGUAAAGUCGUUGAGAGAAGCUAAAAUUGGAGGACCUGCUCCUAAAUGAAAGGACAAAUGAUAAACUUGAGACACAAUAAUUAAUGUAUCGAUUGAUUUUAAAUAUAAAUGUAGCGUAUGUACAUGCAAAUAUUUAAUUAUCCAAGAAGUAAUUU
Molecule: messenger RNA, 972 nt
Organism: Rhagoletis pomonella (apple maggot)
Lineage: Eukaryota; Metazoa; Arthropoda; Insecta; Diptera; Tephritidae
Product: extensin-like
Exons: 2
Coding region: 92-703 (203 amino acids)
Source: RefSeq, a predicted model, not a curated record